CUUCCUCACGUGACUGUUCGAUUCUGUUCGUGUUAGGAGCUUCUCUAGUUCUGCAUUGUCCAAAUUAGAAAUACAUGUUUCCUACCCUGAAACAUGGUCAGAAAUAUGAAUUUUAAUGAUCCUGACAAAGCCAAUGGCGAAGAAUUGUCAGUAAACGAAGAUGAACAGCAUAACAGUGUUGCAAGUGGAGAGGAUGAUGUAAUGAUGGGUAGUCCAAAUAUGGAUGAAAAUUAUGAAAAUGAAAUAUGUGAUGAAUCUGAAGAAACUGAUCCAGCAGAAUAUUCUUCACUGGACAAGCAGCUGGAUGAUCUAAAUAGUGUCCUAGAUGUUCUCGAGCAGAAAAAUGAUCACAUUCAAUCCCAGCUAAAAGCACUAUUGGAGACCAGUCGAGAGAUUAGACAGAAUAUAGUGAACGAGAGAGAGGCUGACAGCAGUUCUGAUCUUGCAACAGACUGAAUGGUGGGUGAAGAAUAAAAUAUGUUAAAAUCAAAUAAGUUUGGUUCUUCAUUCCAAUUUUGUUGUGCAGAGUAGCUAGUCAGUAUGUUUUUAAUUUGAAAAAUAUUUGUGUAACCAUGUUACUUGUAUAUUCUAUUACAUGUCAUGUUUAGAUGUAA
Daphnia carinata is the source of this 614-nucleotide messenger RNA. Its product is annotated as bublin coiled-coil protein-like. The transcript is spliced from 3 exons. Lineage: Eukaryota; Metazoa; Arthropoda; Branchiopoda; Diplostraca; Daphniidae. The record is from RefSeq and is a predicted model, not a curated record. Bases 94 to 456 code for a protein of 120 amino acids.